Molecule: messenger RNA, 2619 nt
Organism: Penicillium argentinense
Lineage: Eukaryota; Fungi; Ascomycota; Eurotiomycetes; Eurotiales; Aspergillaceae
Product: threonine/serine exporter family protein
Exons: 2
Coding region: 1-2619 (872 amino acids)
Biological process (GO): transmembrane transport
Molecular function (GO): transmembrane transporter activity
Source: RefSeq, a predicted model, not a curated record
AUGGCGGGGGUUACUUCGACCUCCCAGUCAUCCACCGCUCAAACACAGCCACGUACAUCAUCAUUGCGCCUGUCGCGCGACAGCUUUCAAGAACAGCAAGCGUAUCAGGAGAGGAUAUCGAGUGAAGUCGGAGCACAGGGCAAGCAAUGGAAUGCAAGCAUUCUGAGAAACACCAAUCGCAUCCAGUCCACGGUAGACAAGCCGGAGCUCCAGCAGCCUACUGGGCUCGUGGGCGAGCCCCGAAUGGACCCAAGGGGCUCGAUGUUGCUUCAAAGGCCAUUGCCCACCGCCAGCAUUCCACAUAUCCAAGAAAAAGGACCCGUCGAUCCCCAGCUGGGAGUUUCAGUGGAGGUGGACAGGAGACUUACCGCGUCAGCAGAUGUCACCGGCCUGGCGAUCAACUACCGGACCAGCGUGCCGUCGUCCGAAGGGGAAGAUGAGAUCAGUUCCAGUACGAAUGACAAGGGGCGGACACUGUCUGGUGUCCUGGGAAAGUCCCAGAGACUUGCAUCCCUUCCAAGUCGCCCCCCAAAUUCUCCGAAGCAAAGUCCUAGGUCAAGCCUAGUGUCAUCGCUCGCGUCGACCCCGACUGAGCUGGAACUUGUGGAAGAUGGAGACGAAAUUCCUAUGAUCAGCUUCUCCGAGAAACAACUCUUCGACUUGAUUGACGAGAAUGACACGGCCGUCUUGAAUGGGCGACCUAUACAGCGCACUCACAACGCUCACACUUUCGUGCAACCAAUGUCACGUCCAGACUUUCAGUUCCUGACUCGCCUCCGCGCUCCUUCGCCGAGUUUGCUCUCUCGCCAGGAGACCUCAUCCGAAGAUCGCUUCUCUGAGGAUCGGGACUCUGAGACCUAUGUCGAGCGGCCGGCACACUACCGCCGAGGAAUCCUCUCCUCUAUCCUUAAACUAUAUGAUCACCAGAGCGGCGGCCACAACUGUGACUCUCAGGGUCGGGGCAGGUAUGGCCACUCUCGUCAAGGGAGCACCUCCGAAUGGAGUGGCCGUGGCCUGUCUCCAGACCCUCUGUGGAAACCACACCGGCCUCAAAAAUGGUAUGAAAAGCCGGGAAACCACUCCACUUCGACCCUGUCGGGCUCAAGCCCAAAGAAGACAUCCCCCAUGAGCAUGCUCAAACGCUCCAGGAGUAGUGGGGCAGUCUCAGGGAGCUCGAUGGGUGGGGUGGCUCGUCGCUGGAUGAAGCCUCAAUUGGAAGACGAGAUCCGUAUCACCGUCCAUAUUGCCGAGCUUCUUUCCCGCCAGCGGUAUUUGAUUCGACUCUGUCGAGCACUGAUGAAGUACGGAGCUCCGACUCAUCGCCUGGAGGAGUAUAUGCGCAUGACUGCUCGCGUCCUGGAGAUUGACGGCCAAUUCCUCUAUAUUCCUGGUUGCAUGAUCAUCUCCUUUGAUGAUACUUCAACGCAUACAACCGAGGUGAAGGUUGUUCGGUCCAGCCAGGGCAUUGACCUGGGCAAGCUUGCUGAUGUACACGAGAUCUACAAGGAGGUGAUCCAUGAUGUGAUUGGGGUGGAGGAGGCUACUCAAAGACUCGAUACGACUAUGAAGCGGCCUAGCAAGUUCCACAUCUUGUUCCUCAUCUUCGCUCACGGCUGUGCAAGUGCAUCAGUCGGCCCCUUUGCGUUCAAUGCUCGACCCAUUGAUAUCCCUAUUGCCUUUUUGCUCGGGUGUCUUCUUGGCGUCUUGCAACUCAUUUUGUCACCCAAAUCGAGCUUGUAUUCGAACGUAUUCGAGAUAUCAGCCGCGGUGUUGACAUCCUUUUUGGCUCGGGCCUUUGGGAGUAUUCGAUUCCAAGGAGAACCGCUCUUUUGCUUCUCUGCUUUGUCACAGGCAUCCAUUGCAUUGAUCCUACCGGGAUAUACAGUGUUAUCUGCCAGCUUGGAGCUUCAAUCGCGCAGCAUUGUUGCGGGUUCCGUCCGCAUGGUCUAUGCCAUCAUCUACUCUCUCUUCCUCGGGUUCGGCAUCACCAUUGGCACUGCUGUUUAUGGACUACUCGACCCACAAGCAUCCACCGCAUAUACGUGUCCGGCCAGUCCUAUCACCAACGAAUAUGUUCAACAUUUUCCCUUCGUUGUCAUCUUCACGAUAUGCUUGGCAGUUGUCAAUCACGCCAAAUGGAAGCAGAUUCCUGUGAUGGCGACCAUCUCCUUAGCAGGCUAUGUAGUCAGCUACUUCAGCUCCAAACGAUUCUCUUCAAACACUCAGGUGUCCAAUGCCUUGGGCGCUUUCGUUAUCGGCGUGAUGGGAAACUUCUACAGCCGUAUACGCCAUGGACUUGCCGCGGCCGCAAUGUUGCCGGCGAUUUUCGUUCUAGUCCCCUCCGGACUGGCUGCCAGCGGGUCUCUUAUCUCGGGAAUCACAUCCGCCGAACAAAUGACACGUUCCCCGUAUGCUGUUGUUGCAAAUGGCACACAAGGCUUUGUUGAUGCUGCAAAGAACCUAUCAGCGGCCGAACAGAGAAACCAGAGCUACGGUGUUGUGUUUGAUAUCGGAUAUGGCAUGGUCCAAGUGGCCAUUGGUACAACCGUGGGCCUUUUCCUGGCUGCCCUUGUAGUCUAUCCUUUUGGGAAGAAACGCAGUGGUCUGUUCAGCUUUUAA